Macrosiphum euphorbiae (potato aphid) is the source of this 1014-nucleotide messenger RNA. The record is from the annotation of a GenBank genome assembly. NCBI's taxonomy places the organism in Eukaryota, Metazoa, Arthropoda, Insecta, Hemiptera, Aphididae.
AUGCCAAGGAAAUGUAUUGUUUGUAAUAAAUUGUACAUUAAGGGUUCAAAUGAAACAUUUCAUUCCUUUCCUAAAAAUGAAAUUAGAAAAAAAAUGUGGUUAAAAGCUUGUAAGAUAAAAUUGUGUUUGCCAUCAAACAAAAUAUGCAGUGAUCAUUUUUUACCGAAACACUUCUUACUAAGUGGAUACCUCUCAAGGGAUGCUGUUCCAUUCUUAGCUUCUACGAGUACAGAUAUUAAACCUUUGGAUGAUCAAGUUCCUUCUAGGCCUUGUCCAAAAGCUAUACAACUCCCAUGUGUUGAACGCACAGCUUCUACAAGUACAGAUAUUAAACCUUUGGAUGAUCAAGUUCCUUCUAGGCCUUGUCCAAAAGCUAUACAACUCUCAUGUGUUGAACGCACAGAUUCUACAAGUACAUAUAUUAAACCUUUGGAUGAUCAAGUUCCUUCUAGGCCUUGUCCAAAAGCUAUACAACUCUCAUGUGUUGAACGCACAGAUUCUACAAGUACAUAUAUUGAACCUUUGGACUAUCCCAUAGAGAAUAGUACCAUAACUUGCAGUCCUAAAAGUCGAAAACGUAAGAUAUUUAAUUCCAGCACAGUAGGAGAUUUAUCACCAAGUCAUUUUAGUUCUCCAAGAAAGGCAAAGAGACAUUUGGACAUGGUAAAGAACAGAUUUAAAGAGAAACAAGUUCAAAAUGGAAAUCUGAAAAAACAAAUAUAUAGACUGAAAAAAAAAAUUGAAAAAGAUGGUGAAUAUAUACAAACUUUAAAUAGACUGCUAAAAGAAAAAGAACAUAAAGAGAUAUUAAAUGAUAACAUAAUGGGAGCCUUAUCACCAAGUCAAUUAAUUUCUGCGAAAAAGGCGAAAAUUUGUCUGGACAAGAAGAAGAUGAAGUACAAAUUUAAAGAGAAACAAGUUCAAAAUGAAAAUCUGAAAAACCAAAUUCAAAGUCCGAAAAAUUAUACAGUUCAACAAGAUCAUGAUUAUACAAAUUUUCCAUACACUAAAUAG